AGAGGAUCUGCUGCUUUCUGCAGCUGUUGGACUGUGAUACUGGGCAGAGAAGAGCACUUCAGUCUCCUACAAACUGUGAUGGAAUAUGACAGGUCAUAGAAACAAGUGUGGAUUCAUAAAGACGUCUGAAACACGGAGCCCUGGGGAGAGGGACUGCAGUGUCUUGUGUGAACUAAUCUCUCGCUGACCACUUGUAUACAGAUGACCAGUCAUGGCCAUGGCAUCAGACUCAGCAGAAGAUUCAGUGGAUGAAGUUGUGUCUAAACACACUUCGAGGAUAACACUGUCUAUUGUUCUGGUGACCAUCAUUAUAAUGACUGCCCUUGGUAAUCUGCUUGUGAUGGUGGCACUCUGUAAAGACAGACAGCUAAGGAAGAAGAAGACCAACUUCUUCAUUGUAUCGCUGGCAUUUGCAGACCUUCUAGUUGCCCUGGUUGUGAUGCCGCUGGCAGCCAUUGAGUUAACCACAGGGAAGUGGAGUUACGGAGAGACGUUCUGCCUGGUGCGAACCUCACUGGAUGUGCUGCUGACCACUGCAUCCAUUCUGCAUCUGUGCUGCAUCGCUCUGGACAGGUACUAUGCGAUUUGUUGUCAGCCUCUGGUGUACAAUAACAAGAUGACACCUGUGAGAGUCGCGAUGAUGCUGGUCGGAUGUUGGGUCAUUCCGUUUUUCAUCUCUUUCCUUCCCAUCAUGCAGAGCUGGAAUACCAUUGGAAUUGAGAGCUUUAUUGAACAAAGAAAAUUCAACUCAUCUCGUAACUCAACUUGUGUGUUCAUGGUGAACCAGCCAUAUGCUCUGGUGUGUUCAGCCGUGGCUUUCUAUGUGCCUCUGGUUCUAAUGGUUCUGGCCUAUCAGCGGAUCUAUGUCACUGCCAUGGGACACGCUCGACGAAUCGGCUCUCUUCAUCGGGCUGGUUCGGCUCCUACUUCCACUUACCCCAACAAUGACCAGCAUGGCUCCAGUCGCAUCAAGAAUGAGACCAAAGCAGCUAAGACUCUGGCUGUGAUCAUGGGCUGCUUCUGCCUGUGCUGGGCUCCCUUCUUCGUCACCAACGUGGUGGAUCCUUUCAUCAACUACAGCGUGCCCUGGCAGAUGUGGACCGCUUGGCUCUGGUUGGGUUACAUCAACUCGGGCUUGAAUCCGUUCCUGUAUGCUUUUCUGAACCGGGCUUUUCGCAGAGCCUUCCUCAUGAUCCUGUGCUGUGGAGAUGAGCGUUAUGCCCGGCAGGGGGGCUUUAGCCCAAGUAGACAGUGCUCCGAGUCUGUCAACGGGACCUCCAUUUCUCUCAGAUUGUCAUUUCUUCAAAGCCGAAGGUACAGCGACAAUUCCAACCGGUUUCUGUCAUGCGAGCUGGAAUCACAGGAGUCUGCCAUUGCAUCAUAGCCAAGAGCUCAAACGUAUACAGAUGCAGCUCAACAGUCCAAAUAUGUUGAAUCAGGACACUCUGUUGCGGUUUCUGUUUAGAUGAGUAUUCACUUUCAAUGAUGAAUGGCAAUUUUAAAAAAGACUAUGUUGCAAAGCUACUACACUACAGUAUGAAAGGUUGAUGUUUGCAUGCAGGCACUUUGUUAGACAGCCUAAAAUCAUCAAAACAAACACAUAUGGGUUGCAUUCGAAAUCACAUACUUAAAAAAAAAAGUAUUUGACAAACAUGUCUGAAUUUACAGUGGUCAUGAAAAAAGCCCUAAUCCACUACAGAGCAAGAAUUGUGCAUAUUUGGAACUAUUUACUAUCCCAUUAGGACACAAGAGAACAUUUGUGAAUGGCAGUGACGUGUAGCGCCGGCUGCUGUCAAAGCAUCGCUUCACAAAGCUUCAAAACAUUUUCGAAUCUUUUGUUUUGAAUCAUUAGUUUGGAGCAUUUAUCAAAUUUACCAAAUAAACCGGGUUUCAUUACCUCAUUAAUGUUUUGAAACAGUUCUGAUAUAGUUCUCCGCUGGGUGUGAUCUGAGUAAAGCCUGGCUCAAACUGUGUGAUUUUAAAUAAUCCUUAACUCCUAAAUCGGAGGGAAAAUCUGAUCACAAUGACCGUUAACUAUCUCAGACAAACAAAUCGUGACUAAAUUCUCAGUUUGAGCAAGGCUCAAGUAGGGCCGGAGGCAAGCUGAACUGCCGCUAGGCAAAGGACACGCAGCCCUCAACCACUGUUGCCAGAUGUAGCUGACAGAU
Danio aesculapii is the source of this 2168-nucleotide messenger RNA. RefSeq names its product 5-hydroxytryptamine receptor 4. NCBI's taxonomy places the organism in Eukaryota, Metazoa, Chordata, Actinopteri, Cypriniformes, Danionidae. The record is from RefSeq and is a predicted model, not a curated record. Gene Ontology annotation, molecular function: G protein-coupled serotonin receptor activity. Bases 212 to 1384 code for a protein of 390 amino acids. Gene Ontology annotation, cellular component: plasma membrane. Gene Ontology annotation, biological process: regulation of appetite; adenylate cyclase-activating adrenergic receptor signaling pathway; chemical synaptic transmission. The transcript has 7 exons.